This is a messenger RNA of Cladocopium goreaui, 2862 nucleotides long. The record is from the annotation of a GenBank genome assembly. NCBI's taxonomy places the organism in Eukaryota, Dinophyceae, Suessiales, Symbiodiniaceae.
AUGAAACAAGGCAAAGCGAAGGCAUCAGCAGAAGCCAAAAAAAAGGCGAAAGAUGGCGCCCAACCGAGAGAUGACGCCCAGGCCCCGUCCUCGCCAACCGGCAACAAUGCCGGCCAAGCCCCUGCUGGAGGUGCCAUUUGUCUGCCCCCUGCUGGAGGUGCCGGUGGUCUGACCCCAAUGGCACCGUUGUCCACCAGCAACGUGUCUGAAGUCAAUCUAAGCUAUUACCAAUCAGUCCAAGAAGACAUGAGGAAAAUUUUGAAGUGUUUGGGACCGGAUUUUGCCAACAAAGAUGCGCUGCAAAUCGCACAAGGAAAUCAACAAGGAGAUGGCGGCAUCCAAGAACCUUUCAACAAGGAAAGAGUACCACUACAAAGGCAUGGUGUAUGCCAGCUAGGUGACUUCUUGUGGCCCAAGAACCAGUCCAAACCGAUGUUCCUCCUCAAGUUGUUGGAGGUGGAAGCCCCAACAGAUGUGCCAGAGAGACCAUCAGCUCUGGGUAUGCUUUCUCCGGAAGGCUAUGCGCAUGCUGCUCUGUAUGCGGCUGCCAGAGACCUCCCAGAGCACAAAGAGGAAUGGCAAAUUGUGCUGAGGUCAGUCCCAUUCUGCUUUGUGGCUGGCGCAAAAAACACUUGGAUUCAUUCAUGGAAUUGCCGCAACCAGCUCACACAGGAGUAUGAAUCUCUGAGCCGAUCAGCUUUGCAGCAGGCCACCGAGAUCAGCAUGCUGAAGAAGCGCAUGGAGUCCGAUGUAGGACGAACUCUUCAACCAGCGGAGCUCGUCAAUCAGUUGAAGCAAUUUGGCCUCAAGAAAGCUUCUUCACAGGAUGAUCUCACCACAAAUCUAGUGCAACUGGCAACCCAGGUGUAUGAGAAGAUGAAAGGCCCCGAGAUGCUAGGUCCCAUUCUAGCCAUGGAAGAAAAAUUUGGAACAAAGUCUUGCUUCAACUCCCUCAGCAAACUGCAUCUCUUGGCAACCAAACCUGAACCCAAUCGGCGGGUUUGGGUGAUGCAGGGAAUCUAUGACUGGCUCGUCCGCAGUUUGCUGACGAACGAUGAGGUGACCAAGAACACUCUCACUGGUGAUCGCAACACCUGCGGUUUGAUUCCGCUCCUGGAGUUGAAGAUGCUUUGCCUGGAACAUUGGCUCUCAUCCAUGAUGGCCCGCGCCAACAUCCUGGAGAAGGACCGGGCAGUGAUCCGCCGAGUCUUGCAGGACCAUGCUUCGUAUCGGCAGGAGAUGCUGGGCUCAGACGUCUCAUGGCAAGGCAAUCUCGCCCGCAGCUCUUUGGAGGCAUUGCAGUUUCUUGAGAAGCUGGUGUUCAACAAACAAUUCGACAAUCAGCUAAAGCAGCAUGCCCGCGGGCACAAGAACGUCGAAGAAGUGGCCGAAAAUGAGAUCAUCAAGGAGGAAUGGUCCAAGGUCAUUUCCAUCCGAGAAAAUGAAGUGGCAGAGCAGAAGGUGCGGGACAAGAUGGAAGACCAGGAGGACGGAGACGCCCCGGCAGAGACCGCUCUCCAUCAAAUGCGUCGGGCAGCCAAUGAGUUUGUGGAGAACAGCCAGGAGUAUUGGAACAGUUUGGCGAACACAACUGUGAGGCGGUAUGUUUCAUGUAUGGUGCUGCCAGCCACACAAGGGCAAAUGCAGAGAGAGCUGACCAACUCUUGCCUCAAAGAUGUCAUUGUGCCGGAGGGCCAGAGGUCGUGCUUGACUUGGUGUGACCUGGAUUAUAUGGGUGAGAAUAUGGGCGUCAAUUCGCAGAUUGGCCUUCGGAGGCUGCAGCCCUUGGACGGGAACGGUGAAAUCAAGAGCCUCAUCCAAGCCACGAUGCUGGCCCGUGGGGCCCAAGUGAAAAGCGACCAAGGGGAGAUAACGGUCCCUGCUCCCGGAGAGAUUGUGUGCUUCCACGCAGCCUCAGACAGACCAGGAGCAAUCUCAGAGUUGCGCAAGAUCUUUCGUCUUGCUGCAGCGACAAGAGGUGACACCAUCGACUGUGAACAGAAAGACAUCAUGGUUGUCUUCCAGGAGGAAUCUGUGCGCAGCCGAAAGAAACGCAUCAAAGGAUCAGAGGCCUACAGAUGCGACAGCUACUUGCACUUGUUCAGCGGUUUGACCCUGAUUCCUGGCUUAGUCCCAGAGAAAAGAAGGCUGCACUAUGACGGAUUCAACACAGGGAAUGUCAUGGGGUGGGUGACAUGUCUCCAGCCGAAUUCCUUGUGGGAAGCUACCCGGAAAGACAAGGAGAAGAUUCUGGGCCCCAAGGCGUUGAAGCUCACGACCGCUGAGCAGAUCAGCCUGAACAAGGAGCAGCAAGCGGUUGUGGCCAAUGAUGCUCGGGUGGAGUCCGUCUUCAGCGCCGGGCGCCUCCCAACCAAGUUCCACACGGACUUGCUGCACAGCUUGUGCUGCAAUGCUGUCAUUGACUUGUUCGCAGGGCAAGGAGAGAUGGCCCAGGCGUGCUUGGACACACGCACCCCCAUUGUGGCAUUUUGCUGCACCGAAGCGCACGCGGAGGCGCUGGAAGAGAGAUUGACCAAGUAUGUGCUGACCAAAUUUACGGAAAAGGGGCACACUUUGCAUCGCGAGGAUGCAAAAAAUAUGAUGGUCGGCGCUGAUGGUUUGACCUCGGUGGCUGCUGGAAGCUCCGAUGGUCUGACCUCUGGGCACAAUCCUGAUCCGAAAGCAAAACCAAAGUCCAAAAAGAGAAAAAAGAACAAAGAUGAAGAGUCUGAGGAAGAAGAAUCAGAAGAAGAAGAAUCAGAUGACAAGAAAAAGAAGAGGAAAAAACAGACCAAAAAGAAGAACAAAAAGAAGAAAUCAGAUGAUUCCGAUGACUCUGAAGACGAAGAUGCUAAUUGGUAA